Ruditapes philippinarum (Manila clam) is the source of this 1077-nucleotide messenger RNA. RefSeq lists its product as uncharacterized. Bases 1 to 1077 code for a protein of 358 amino acids. NCBI's taxonomy places the organism in Eukaryota, Metazoa, Mollusca, Bivalvia, Venerida, Veneridae. The record is from RefSeq and is a predicted model, not a curated record. The transcript has 2 exons.
AUGGCGGAUGGUACAACUCAGUCCUUAGACUAUUCAGAUGCAGAUCUGGAUUUUUUUGCUAGACAGUUACAGAAAUCUGGUAAGUUUCAAGUUAAUACAAUGGCAAGUACACCUCAUACAGUACACUCAAGUCAUACAUUUAAUGUUACACCUACUCCUAUACGGGAACAUAUCAGCAGAACAGGUACACAUCAGGUUCACUUUCCUCCACCUGUUUAUAGCAUUCCUCCACCCAUGCCUAACCCUCAACCAUACUUGUCUUUUGUGACAAAUAGGGACUUGGUACAUGCCCGUAUCCCUGAGUUACCUUCUUUUUCAGGAGAUGGGAAAUACAACUCGUCAAUGUUUGAGAUAUGGCGCUAUGAUGUUAAUUGUGUCAUUGAUGAGGGUAAUUAUCCACCAUUUAUUAUCAGGGAGGCCAUUCGUAAAUCUUUGAAAGGCAGUGCCAGAGGUGUUCUUUUGCAUUUAGGUGAAAAUGCCACUGUUCCUGAGAUCUUGAAUGAGUUAGAUGGCAUUUAUGGUAAUGUUCAUUCAACUGAAAGGUUGAAGGAACAGUUUUAUAAUGAACAGCAGAAGGUGGAUGAGUCUGUUGCUGAUUAUAGUUUGCGUCUGGAGAGGUUGCUUAGCAGGAUACCGUGCAAUCUUGAUAGGAUGUCCAAGGAUGAGAUGCUGCGGGGUAGGUUGUGGUCAGGCCUCCGAGAUAUAGAGCUGAAGAAUGCCUCUCGAUUUCUUUUUCAGAAGGACCUCAACUUCAAUACUCUUCGUAAAGAGUUGAGAGCCAUUGAGGAAGACUUGCGCUUGUCCAGAUUACCAUCUUCUCUUACUCUUCCACCCAAGCAGGCAGCCCCUCAGGCCAAUGUUUCUUUACCUACUACUCCUAAUGAGUCUGUUCCUGCACAACAGUGUUUCACUACUGAAAUAAGGGCCCUUUCUAAGCAGAUGGAAGGCAUGGAGUCCAGGCUGUCUAGUAUGGAGAAGGAACUCAAGGGCUUGAAACAAGAGAGAUCUUCCACUCAGGAUGUCAAAGCAUCUGCUAGUCCUUUAAACUACAGUCGACCUCCAUCGCAGGGCAGAUGA